Mesorhabditis belari is the source of this 3591-nucleotide messenger RNA. The record is from the annotation of a GenBank genome assembly. NCBI's taxonomy places the organism in Eukaryota, Metazoa, Nematoda, Chromadorea, Rhabditida, Rhabditidae.
AUGGACUACUUUUCGAUCUUUUUUGUGAAUCGUGGUUAUCUCUUCUCGUUGGAUAUCGCUGCCGCCUCACAAACCGUUCAACGAUUGCAGAAUUUCAUCUUCAAUGAGAUCCACGUCAAAGUACAAGAUCAGGUGCUUCUCACGAAUGCGGGUCAAACACUCGAGGCGAACAAAAAUGUCUCCGACUAUGAGGGAAUCGGAACAGCCGCAAAUCCCGUGUACAUGUUCGAUCGACGUUUUCUUCGACAAGAGAAAGAUGAGAUGAGCAGUAGUCAAGACAUCAAACAGUUACAUCAUCGGAUAGAGGAAGCGAUUGAGCAAGCCCAACGAGUCGAACGGGAAGAUGAUCCAACAAAACUUUACCUCGAUCUUCCCGAUCGGGCUCGUGAUUGCAAGUCAGCAGCCACAGCAGCAAUUGCUGUUUGUGCAAAACUCGUUCAAGAACACACAUUGCUCAAUAAUGGUUGGACGGCUUUAAUGUCAAAUAUGGAUGACUCGGUGAAAAAGAUGCGAUCCAGAGCGACGAGAUUUCAGAAAAGUCGAGAACGGGUAUUCGCUCUUCGUGACACUGCCGCUCCUUUACUCGAAGAUUUCGAUCAGUGUCUUGAACAGCUCAAAGGAAUCACAAUCCCGUUGACAUUGUUGACAAAUAUUGGACGAAAUUCGGAAAUGUCUUUACACGAUUGGAUUCAAAGUACUGAUAGCAAUCACUCUCUUGAGGACUUGGUCAUCCAAGUCAAGGAUCAAUUUAAAAAGGUUGAUGAAUGGGACACAAAAAGAAUCGGAAACGAGCUGGACAAAGUCUUUGAACAAACUCGGCAAAACGAUUAUCGAGAGAUCAAAGGGAUCAAUAUCCGUCUCAAUCAAUUGGAUAACUCGCUGAGAAAAGCUGAAGAGUUUGAGAAGCGAGUGGCUCAAGCAGUUUCACAAAUCUUGCAAACACCACAAAAUCGGGAUAUGAACUCGUUAGCGAACCUGAUGAGCGAGCACUGUCUAUCGAUGCAUAAGAUUUACGAUCAGUUGAGAGAGUUGAAUAAAACGUGUGAGACUUUCUACAAAUCGAAGUGUGAAUUGUUGGCGAAUAUCAAGCAGCGAUUGACUGGAUGGAUUGUGACGGCAUAUGAAAAGCUCCAUAUAGCGCAUAGUGAGAUCGUUGUCUAUGAGGAGAAGUUCCUUGGGCUGAAGCAAAGAAUUGAUUUGGUCACUCAAGUGAAAGAAGCUCCAGUCAUCUAUGCAACAGCAAUCACUGAAAUUAUCCGGAGAAGUGCUUUUCAGAAGGAGUUCACCAUUUGGCAUCAAUUGCACAGUGAUCAAUGUGAUAAAUUCUCGAAUGAUGAGGGAAAGAUUCGAAAGGAUUUCGCAACAAAACUGGAGAAACAUUUCCUUCGAUGCCUAUUCCCAGGAAUGUUCGACGAGUUACCUCAAUUCUUUGUGCCGACUUCAAAAAUGCCAAAAUUUGAUCAGAAAAUGCCUGGCAUUGACGAUGGAUAUCUGCAUGAGCUGAGAAAGAAUGUCUCUUCAUUGAAAGCUUUCCUCUACGUCUCCGUUCCACAAGUGUUCACUCGUUUAACGAUCACUCAUCUAUCGAUUCCAAUCAGUCAAUCUCAAUCUAUUACACAGCUUAGACGAGAUGAUUCUUUUACCACGACUUUUCCGGUCAACAAUAUCGCUAUGUUGCAUAAACAAUAUCCAUCGGUGGCCUGGAGUUUAGCUGCAGAAGAAGGGUCUGACAUGUCACCUCGAGAAUUGCCGGCAAUGCUCGCUCGAUCACCACCGUCGAACUUUGGACCAGGCUCACAGUCGCUCUAUCGCUUCCACGCGGCUCCAUCGCUUCAAAAUUUAGAGGAAUGCCAAGACGAUGAUCUCCCAGCUGGUACUCCAAGAAGUAUGCCCAUUCAAAUCCCGGGAAUGCAUAUGCAUCGAGCGAUGGGAGAUCUCAUUCAUCAAAUGUCAAAGAAUUCCUCUCAAUUCUCGACACCCGAUGAUCAUUUUGACGGGAAAGAGCAAUUCCCAAUGGAAGGAUGCACCCAAAGGAGUAUCACGUUGGAACAUUUGAAACCGGUGGCUGCGGAGUUGUUGAAGAUAAAGGAGGAUUUGGAAAUGAUCAAAGGAGAAAUGGAGUUGUCAAGAGAAACCUUCGAGAAAGAGCUCUCAACUGCAAUGGCAUCGAUUGUGAGAGCGGUUGAAAUCGAAAGGGAAACACAUGAGAAUAUUGUGAAAGGAUUGAAUGAGGAAUUUGAGGCUUUGAAAAAAUCGAACAAAGAAUUAGAAGAGAUUAAAAUGAAGCAAGGUGAUGAGAUUGAAAAACAAAAGGGAAAGAUUGAAGAAUUGGAGGAAAGUCUUGGGAAAGCGAAUGAGAAAAAUGAGAAAUUGGAACAAGAUGCUGUCGGACAUGAGGAAGCGUUGAAAAACGUGCAGAAUGAAGUGUUCAAGCGGUUGACGAUUGAGUACGAAUUGGCGAGAGAUGAUCUACAAAGGGAACACUCCAGGAUUUUAGAGGAAAAAGACGAAAAGAUUCGUCACGUUCACAGGGAACUCGAUCGGAAGAACUCGGAAAUCGAAAGGCUCAAAUCCGAUCCAGAUAGUGAUGGGUAUCGGACACAAAUCAAGAAUGAUAUUAAGCAAGAAUUGGAGAAAGAAUAUAAGAGUCGAACCGAUCGAAUCACGAAAUCUCUUCAACAGAAACAAGAUGAGCUGAUCGCUCGUCAUAAAAAAGAAGUCGAAUUUGAUUCGAGGAAAAACUUACUUGAUUUGCAACAUCAAAUAAAAUGGGUGACAGAAGAGCGAAAUCGACUGAAAACUCUUUUGUCUGAGACGGAAACGAACAAGGAAUCGCUAGAGAAAAUCACGAAAGAAAUCGAAAUUGCUGCUGCGAAUGAUGCAAAGGAAUUGCAUGUUUCAUCAAGCUACACCGUGCUGAGCCGGACGACUUCCGGAACACAAACCGAGACUCCACUAGCGAUCAAUCCUUUGAGCCCACUUCAGUUACACGAUUUGGCCGGAUUGGGCAGUGGACUGUCAUCAAGUGAACGACGAGGAAGUGCGCCUAAUGCUUUGCUUCAAUCGACCUACAAUCAAUCAACGAGCAUUAUGGAACAAUCGAUGAUGCCAAUUGCUCAAUUCUACGUAGACUCUUCUCAUCCAAGUCAAGAAGAUUUUACAAGAGUACAAUCUCCCGAAGUUCCUUCAAUGCAAGAAAUGAAUCCGGACGAGACGGCACAAACGAUUGCCUGUCAGACAAGGGUUUUAAUGAAAAAUCUGGACAUGAUGGUGACAAUACAAGAUAUCGGUGAUGGAGCAACUGUAUUAGUGUUAUGGGAUGAUAAACAUAACGCUUUCGUCAUUUUCAGUACAUCUCCAUAUUUGCAUUUUGUCAAAGAAUCAUCAGUGAAAAAGCUCGGUUUGGCGCCGGGUGGGAACAAGAAAUCGUGGAUUUUGGCAAAAGUUGUUAAAGUGGAUUUGUGCGUGAUCCGGAAACAGGAUAAUCGGUAUAAUCUCCCGGUUGAGGCACGAGUGUAUCGUGUCGAAGUUGAUCCAAUCAUAAGUGAGUCAUUCACUUCAUCUCGCUCCAGAGCAUCAACAACUGCUAUU